Messenger RNA from Rosa rugosa (rugosa rose), 2908 nucleotides. Its product is annotated as EIN3-binding F-box protein 1-like. Gene Ontology annotation, cellular component: SCF ubiquitin ligase complex. Lineage: Eukaryota; Viridiplantae; Streptophyta; Magnoliopsida; Rosales; Rosaceae. The transcript is spliced from 2 exons. Gene Ontology annotation, molecular function: protein binding. The coding region runs from base 205 to 2136 and encodes 643 amino acids. The record is from RefSeq and is a predicted model, not a curated record. Gene Ontology annotation, biological process: SCF-dependent proteasomal ubiquitin-dependent protein catabolic process.
CACAGACCCCAUCAUCCCAUUCAACCUCCUCCAUUCCUCUCCUCCAUUUUUUCUCCUCCAUCUUUUUUCCCUACUCGUUAGGGUUGUUUCUUAAAUGCUCUGCACCCUCUUCACUCUAAUCUCAACGCUUUACAUCUUCAGCUGUCUUCUCUUUUGCCUUCAAGAACAGUUUGGACUCUCCUCGAUUGUUACAAAGCUGCACUCAUGCCUACCCUCGUUAAUUACAGUGGUGACGAUGAUUUCUACUCUGGGGGCUCUUUCUACUCAAAUCCCAUGGAUUUGGGCUGCCUGUUGUCACUUGGCUCCAAUGCAGAUUUGUAUUACCCUUCUAGCAAGCGGGCUCGCAUCAGUUCCAAAUUUGACUUUGCAGGGAGCAAUUUUGAGCAAGAGAAGAAAGCUUCCAUUGAAGUUCUUCCUGAGGAAUGCCUCUUUGAGAUCUUCAGGCGCUUACAUGGUGGCAAAGAGAAGAGCGCAUGUGCCUCUGUCUCCAAGAAGUGGCUUAUGCUCCUAAGCAGCAUCCGCCCAUCUGAGAAGGAGAUCCCCAAAUCAGAUGACACUGAACUGACCACAGGCGAUGAGGAUCAAGAACUGGAAGCUGAUGGUUUCCUUACAAGAUCUUUGGAAGGGAAGAAAGCAACAGAUGUCAGACUUGCUGCUAUUGCUGUUGGAACCAGUAGCUGUGGGGGACUGGGGAAGUUGUCAAUUCGAGGUGGCGAUUCAAUUCGUGGAGUUACCAACCUUGGCCUGUCAGCAGUUGCUCGGGGAUGCCCUUCUCUCAAGGCUCUUUCUUUGUGGAAUGUCUCUUCUGUUGGUGAUGAAGGUUUGAUUGAGAUAGCUAAAGGCUGCCCUUUGCUGGAGAAGCUUGAUCUUUGCCAGUGCCCUUCAAUUUCCAGCAAAGGUUUGAUUGCAAUUGCAGAGAACUGCCCAAAUUUGACUGCUUUGAGUAUUGAGUCAUGUCCCAAGAUUGGAAAUGAGGGCUUGCAAGCUAUUGGAAAGUCAUGCUCCAAGCUGCAGUCCAUAUCUAUCAGGGACUGUAUUCUUGUUGGGGAUCAUGGAGUAUCUAGUUUGUUAUCGUCAGCGUCUUCUGUUCUGACAAAGGUAAAGCUUCAGGCUUUGAAUAUCACAGAUUUCUCGCUUGCAGUAAUUGGGCAUUAUGGCAAGGCUGUUACCAAUUUAGUUCUCACUGGUCUCCAGAAUGUCAGUGAGAAAGGCUUUUGGGUCAUGGGUAAUGCUCAAGCUCUGCAGAGUCUGAUCUCAUUGACAAUCACUUCCUGCCGAGGAACUACAGAUGUCAGUCUUGAAGCCAUCGGCAAGGGCUGCACAAAUUUGAAGCAGAUGUGCCUUCGCAAGUGCUGCUUUGUAUCCGACAAUGGAUUGCUUGCUUUUUCCAAAGCCGCAGGAUCACUUGAGAGCCUGCAACUGGAGGAGUGUAACAGGGUUACCCAAUCAGGGAUUAUUGCUGCCCUGUCGAACUGUGGAGCAAAGCUGAGGUCUCUUACCCUAGUAAAGUGCAUGGGAAUCAGGGAUAUUGUUGUAGGAGUACCUAUGUUCUCUCCUUGCACAUCUCUUCGAUCAUUGUCCAUUAGAAACUGCCCUGGUUUUGGUAGUGCUAGCCUGGCGGUGGUGGGAAGGCUGUGCCCUCAGCUUUGCAACGUAGACCUGAGUGGUCUCUAUGGAAUGACAGAUGCUGGGAUUCUCUCACUUCUAGAGAGCUUGGAGGAUGGACUUGUCAAAGUGAAUCUUAGUGGCUGCUUGAAUUUGACAGAUGAAGUAGUUGUGGCCAUGGCUAGGCUACACAGGGAAACCCUGGAGGUUCUGAAUCUUGAUGGGUGCAGGAAGAUCACCGAUGCAAGCUUGGCAGCAAUCGCAGCCAACAGCUUGUUUCUUCGUGAGCUAGAUGUAACAAAGAGUGGAAUCACGGAUUCUGGCCUUGCUGUCCUCUCCUGUGCUGAGCAGAUCAGUUUACAAGUGCUCUCCAUAUCUGGUUGUUCUAAAGUAUCAAACAAGAGCCUCUCUUCCCUGAAAAGAUUGGGCAAGACCCUGUUGGGAUUGAAUCUCCAACACUGUACUGCAAUUAGCAACAGAUCAGUUGAGCUGCUUAUAGAGAGCUUAUGGAGAUGCGAUAUUCUUGCCUAAUCAGGAACAGAACAACUCGCCAAUUUGCUGAAGCAGAGUAGCGCAUAUGCAGUUGGUGUCCAGAACUCAGAACUCUAGUUUGGCUCAUCAUAAAGUAGAUCUAAAAGCUCAUACAGUCGGUUCGUACAGGUAGCAACGUUCAGCUUACAACAUUUUUGGCCCAUUCGUGGUGGCGCUGCUGGUAGUUCAGUGGCUUGGUUGUUUUCAGGGGACUUUGGCAACUUUCAUCAUCCACUUUUUGCAGGCUUCAUGGUAAAGCCUGUUUUUUAGCCUCUCAUUCAACGUGAGGCCUGCCUCUUCCAUGCCCAUGGUUCCCUGAAAUACAGUCACCAAGCUCUGAUUUAAGGUUUCCACUUGCGUACCGGGUCCUCCUUUUGUCUUGCUGGAUCAUCUGCUUUACCUGGUGUUUUUAAGCUCUGUCCUGCAUUCCUCGAGGGAUGUCUGAUUAAGCUUUCUUUUUAUUUUCAGUCUUAUGGAAGUCUGUUGUCUGAGAUUGGUGUUCUUUCUUUUCAUUUAGGGUCUAGCACAUGUUUAUGGAACUUUGUUUUCCUUCCAUGGAGCAUCUAGUGUGGUUGCUUUCUGCUUUUUGUAAGUUUGGGUUCCUCUUACUUUUUGCCUUUGGUGUGGUGGCAAGUGAUUUCGGUUAGUCUGCCAUGACAAUCUUGUUUAGGGUUGUUGUUUUUCCCACCAAAUGUCCUAGUUAUGCAGGUUUCUCCUUUCUUUAUGAAUUGUACUCUGCAAUUACCAGUAAUGAAAUCAGUCAUUUGCUCAA